AUGACAACUACAGACAUUGAAGACUUUGGUUAUAUGACUUCAACAUUAAAAAAAAACAUAACCAACGAUGGCUAUUCAUGGGGUUUUUACUUCCAAGCUACAAUAGCAAUCAAAGGCAAACAUAUGUUCUAUAGCAAGAUCCAAAACAUUAUUGUUAUCAUAAUCCUCUCAAACAAUAAGUUUGAUGGAGAAAUUUCUCAAGUGGUUGGAAACUUGAAGAGGCUUUAUUCUCUUGAUUUAUCUUGCAAUCGUCUCAGUGGUGACAUACCAUCAUCACUGGGAAAUCUAGCAGAGCUCGAGUCCUUAGAUCUUUCCCAAAAUGAGCUUUCAGGGGAGAUCCCUAUUGAAUUGGCCCAACUAUAUUUCCUUCAAUACUUUAAUGUUUCAUACAACCAUCUCUCUGGGACCAUACCACAACAGAACCAAUUAGAUAAAUUUGAGAGAAGUUCCUACGAGGGAAACUUGGGAUUAUGUGGUAUUCCACUGCCAGACUUGUGUGAAAACUCCAAGCCAUUGGAACCACCACUUCCAUCGCCUGAAGAAAAUUCAAGCUCUCCUCUUCAAUUUGGUUGGAAAGUUGUGGCCAUAGGAUAUGGAUGUGGAUUCUUGAUAGGAUUGUUCAUCGGGAAAGUUGUAAUGGAGAAAAAUCCAAACUGGUACUUGCUUGAGUGA
This is a messenger RNA of Humulus lupulus (European hop), 672 nucleotides long. Its product is annotated as putative receptor like protein 25. Lineage: Eukaryota; Viridiplantae; Streptophyta; Magnoliopsida; Rosales; Cannabaceae. The record is from RefSeq and is a predicted model, not a curated record. The transcript has 2 exons. Gene Ontology annotation, molecular function: protein binding. Bases 1 to 672 code for a protein of 223 amino acids.